AGCGGAACAAAAACACAGGUUUCCAACUUGCUCAGUGCAGAAACAAGGCUCUACACUUUGACACAGUAUGAAAAUAUAAACUGGGCCGUCACGUUAUUCACAGACAUGUUCAGCCUGGAGACUUUUGAGCGUCAGAUAUCUGCUGUGAUGGAGACUGUGGUGGAGGCGGCGGUGACGGAGCUCGGCAGACUUUUGGAGAAGCGCUCGGCUAACGUCAUGGCCGCUCAGCAGCGUUCUGCUCCGCUAACGAAGAGCGAGGAGGAGGAGGAAGAGGAGGAGGAGGAGAGCGAGGUGACUCCACAGGGGGAGAGACACCUGUUUAACAAAGUUAUAACGAACCAGUUUGCAUCCCUCAUGGAAGCUUUGACCAGAAGUGCUGUAGACAAAGUGCUGAUGAUGUUGAAAGUGUCCCUGUGUGAAGCUGAGGACGGCCCUGCUGCAGAGGGAAAGCAGAGGGCCGGGCUGAACGACGAGGUGACACAGACGAACAUGAACCCAGCAGCAGGGCAGGUGGCCGAGCCCAAACAGCUUACAGAAUCAGCAUCCAGGAUUACUCCUCAGAAAAGAAAAAAAAACAAGAGAAGACCCAAACCAGCAACGACGAGGGGUGAUGACCACAUAUACCACAGAGAGCAGCGACAUCCUGAAGAACGAGCAGCAGCAGCAGCAGCAGCAAGUGACACAGACUCAGUGAUCAAACCUUCUGUUGCAGCCACACAUGAGAGUAACUCUGGGUCCCUGUCUGAUGCUGAAGCUUUGACUACGGAACUGGCCUCCAGUGUAGGUGAGGAAAAUGGCGUCCAGGUGGAUACAGGCACUUCAGCCCCCACGUCCAAAGUUAAAAAGAAGAAGACCACCGAGCCGCUGAAAUGUCCUUGUUGUGACAAAUCAUUCACUCUGAAGUGUAUGAUGGACAGACACUAUCUGACUCACUCCAAACCUCACCUGUGCUCUGAGUGUGGGAAACGGUUUUCAGGACAGCGAGGGCUCAUCGCACAUUCAAGACGUCACACCGGGGAGAAGCUUUACAAAUGCUCCGACUGUGGGACAGAGUUUGCUUACAAGAAUACCUUCGAGAGACACAUGCGUAAUCACAGAAUGAAGAAGCCGAGCACACAUACGUGCGCGCUGUGUGAGAAUCACUUCACCGGGCUGCUGGCGCUUCAGAGACACAGGUGUUGUGCUUUGAAAAAGACGUUUGUUUGCUCACUUUGUCCGGAGACCUUUGAAUGCAGACAGAGUUUGGCCGUUCACGAGAACCUACAUUCAGGAGACAGAGAUUUUGUAUGUGAAAUGUGCGGUGAGAGCUUCUUCUCGUCCUUGUCCUUGGCCACUCAUCGGGUGACUCACAUGCAAAAGGAAAACUGCUGCGACGUGCUCGGCCUCGGGUGCAGCGACUUGAGCGUCCUCAAAAAUCACCUGAGCAAACACACAGGAGAGAAGCCGUUCUGCUGCGAGGUUUGCGGUAAAGGUUGUAGUCACCAGAGCGCUCUGAAGCACCACAUGCUGACCCACACAGGAGAGAAGCCCUUCGUCUGCGAGACCUGCGGCAAACGCUGCGGCCACGCUAGCGCGCUUCAGAACCACCUGAGGAUCCACACGGGGAAGAAGCCCGGUCAGCAGCCGGUCUGCAAUGUGUGCGGCAAAAAAUUCCGCCGCACGGUCAAUCUCAAAUAUCACAUGAGCAUCCACACGGGGAUGAAACCUUACGCCUGCGACCACUGCGAUAAAAAGUUCAGCAACCCCAGCAAUCUCAAGUUACACAUGAUGAUUCACUCGGGGGAGAAAAUGUAUGGCUGCAACAUCUGCGGCAAGAGGUUCACUCAGGCCAACAGCCUCAAGCUGCACAGACGCGUUCACACAGGAGAAAAGCUAUACUGCUGCAAAGUCUGCGGGGAGGGAUUCAUACACUGCAGCGACUUCAGGAAACAUCAGAGGGGUCACAUGCCAGAUGAGCCAGGAGAUGGUCAGCCUGAAGAGACUGCUGUGAAAAUCUAAAACAUUUCAUCGCUGUAUGGUCACUUCAUGUACUUAUACGUUGACUAAAUGUGCACUGGAGACUGGGCUGGGCUGUGUGACAAUAAAUACCGUGAGAUAAGA
Messenger RNA from Epinephelus moara (kelp grouper), 2100 nucleotides. Its product is annotated as zinc finger protein 883-like. Bases 106 to 1998 code for a protein of 630 amino acids. The record is from RefSeq and is a predicted model, not a curated record. The transcript has 5 exons. Lineage: Eukaryota; Metazoa; Chordata; Actinopteri; Perciformes; Serranidae.